GAGCGAGGUUCGGGGCGUGGGGGAUAUCCGCGGCCCCAGCUAUUUACCCCGCUCUCAUGGGUCUGUCCGGCAGUGCCCCAGUAACUCGGGGGGCUGGCCGGUGUCGGGCUGCCGCGGGUACAGGAGGGUGUGGGGGAGGGGGCUCACGGGCAUUCGGCGCCUCUGCCGUGUAAAAGCGGGAGCAGCGACGUGUCCGCCUCCACGCGGCCCCCUGCGGGGUGACAGCCCCGCCCCCAACUUCUGCCACGAUCUAGGUGAUAUCAAAACAACCUCCUCAGCGCCCGGGCCACGUGCGCACCCCAACACACUCUUUGGAGAGGUGCUGGGUGCAGGGCUAAAAGCGGAGCCCUGUGAUUUACUGCUGCUGCCCACUGGCGUCUACCAGCAGCAGUAAUCACCGAUGUGCAGGACGCUGAAUGGUCCGGCGUGAUCUCCUGAUUUGAUUGUUGCCAAGGUGCAUAAUGGAGCCCUUAACCCUUUCAGAGCCACAGCCUUCCCCACAAAACAGCUUGCCCACACCACAAAAGUACCACCAUGUCCUGGUGGGUGUUACUGGAAGUGUGGCUGCCCUGAAGUUGCCUAUUCUUGUCUCGGAAUUGCUGGAGAUUCCUGGGCUGAAAGUGCGUGUGGUAACAACCGAGAGGGCAAAACAUUUCUACAACCCCCAGGAGAUUCCUGUAACCCUCUACAGUGAUACUGAGGAAUGGCAGCUGUGGAAAGGGCGUACAGACCCAGUCCUCCACAUCGACCUGAGGCGCUGGGCCGACCUGAUGCUAGUGGCUCCUCUUGAUGCAAAUACACUGGCAAAAAUAGCAAAUGGCAUCUGUGACAACUUACUGACUUGUGUCAUCCGCGCAUGGGAUAUGACCAAACCCCUGCUGUUCUGCCCUGCUAUGAACACAGCCAUGUGGGAGCAUCCUAUUACAGCUCAGCAGGUGGAGCAACUAAAGGACUUUGGCUACACAGAGAUCCCUUGUGUGGUGAAGAAGCUGGUGUGUGGGGAUGAAGGUCGAGGUGCCAUGGCAGAAGUAUGGACCAUUGUGGAGAAGGUGAAGGCGAUCCUUUCAGAGCGGGACUUGCUGACACAGAGCUGAUUCCUUGAUGAGAAAAAAAUACAUUGAAAGAGAGCACCCAAGGCCUUGUAUUGACCUUUGCCCUUUUGUAUCCAUUGAUGUGUGGAGACGCAGACGUCAAACAUAAACCAAAAUGAACUUUUGGCUCUGCCCGACGGUGUGCUGCAGGUCUUAGAAUCAACACGUUUGGCCACUCUGGAAAGCCUAGAGAAGCUGUUCCCAAGAGACUUUAACACUCCUUUUCAAAUUGAAAAUUAACUGCAUGAUGUGAGGAAGUUGGGAAAUCCUGACCAUGGACACCAACCGUUAGACCUGUGAGGGCCCCACAGUUCAUCCUCCUCCUUUGAAAUGCGAUCCUUCUACCUGAAGAGGACCGGAGUGGACUGGGGAGGGUGCUGCAGUCAGCAGACCACAGGGUUUGUCCACAGAUACUAGAGUUUAUUUUUAACUAGUCACAAUCAAAUAUAAGGCUUUCUGUACAUAACCUACAUAUUAGGCAACCUUUGAGCUCCUUAGCACGAAAGGUUAUCAUGGAGUGUUUAGUUUCCUUAUCGAUGCUACACAAAUAAAAAGGCUUCUGAACUUUC
Molecule: messenger RNA, 1660 nt
Organism: Trachemys scripta elegans
Lineage: Eukaryota; Metazoa; Chordata; Testudines; Emydidae
Gene: PPCDC
Product: phosphopantothenoylcysteine decarboxylase
Exons: 7
Coding region: 462-1094 (210 amino acids)
Biological process (GO): coenzyme A biosynthetic process
Cellular component (GO): phosphopantothenoylcysteine decarboxylase complex
Molecular function (GO): FMN binding; phosphopantothenoylcysteine decarboxylase activity
Source: RefSeq, a predicted model, not a curated record